CUGAGUCGUUUUUUCAAGUAUUUUCAGUGUGCAGAAGCUCCGUACCCUAAACCCAAACCCUAGAACCUUCUUCCGUCACAGUUCGCCGGAACUAGCGAUGGAUCCUCAGCCUGAGCCAGUCAGCUACAUCUGCGGAGAUUGUGGUAUGGAGAAUACGCUGAAGCCUGGUGACGUUAUACAGUGCCGUGAGUGCGGUUACCGAAUCCUUUACAAGAAGCGCACUCGUCGCAUUGUCCAGUACGAGGCACGCUGAAGAAACUCUCAACAUUGACAAGUAAUUUCCAUGAAGAAAUUGUUGCAGUAUCUGUGCUUGGUAUUAGGUCUAUGAUAUUUAAGUUUUUAUACAAUGAUGAUGCGAGUAAUUCUACUGUACGAUUGCAUUUGGGUGAUGUUUAGAAAAGGAUAAAACUUUGAAAUGUGAAUAUCUAUUACGAAUAUGUGUUCAUUAGUGUGUAACUUUACAUCACUAUUGUGGUUAAGAAUUUUAAGUUUUAACUAUUAAAGAAAAAGUAUCGGUUCUCAAAAUGGA
Messenger RNA from Cajanus cajan (pigeon pea), 529 nucleotides. It is a transcript of the gene NRPB12, whose product is annotated as DNA directed RNA polymerase, 7 kDa subunit. Gene Ontology annotation, molecular function: zinc ion binding; DNA binding. Gene Ontology annotation, cellular component: RNA polymerase II, core complex; RNA polymerase I complex; RNA polymerase III complex. The record is from RefSeq and is a predicted model, not a curated record. NCBI's taxonomy places the organism in Eukaryota, Viridiplantae, Streptophyta, Magnoliopsida, Fabales, Fabaceae. Gene Ontology annotation, biological process: DNA-templated transcription.